Molecule: messenger RNA, 4159 nt
Organism: Leptonychotes weddellii (Weddell seal)
Lineage: Eukaryota; Metazoa; Chordata; Mammalia; Carnivora; Phocidae
Source: RefSeq, a predicted model, not a curated record
GGGACGAGCAGGCAGCUGAUGCUAACUGAGGGGCAGGAGCCCCUCAAGAAGCCCACUGCAGGGGUGCCCAGCCCUGGCCCAUUUCCUGGAGGGACACGGAGGGCACACGCAAAUUAGGAGAAGGUGGACAGUGUAUUUGCAGAGCAGCUACCCAGACAUGGGUGGGACGCGGGGGACCCUGAGGGCGGGGGCAGGAAUCUAGAGCUCAAAGCAGCAGAGCUGAGCACCCUAGGUCAGAGGGUCAAGGGGAGGACCUGUUCCAGCAUGUAGAGGGGGGACUGUGUAGGUGAGGCCCCCCAGGGACUAUAGGGGGGACCUGGCCAGCACAAAAUAACCUUGAUUCACCUCCCAGCUCCUGCUGGGCCCCCCUGGGGCAGAGCCCAACUGGGCAGGGGGCCCGGGGCCCCUUGACAUCGUCCACGCAGUUUGAGCUCCCUCCGUGGUCAGCAGGGUGGAGGCUCUGAAGACCUGGAGAUUCUUUCUCCUCCCCUGAGGACAGGGGUCUGGGGUUAGGAAGCUCCCUGGAGGCAGGAACCUGACCGGAGACUGGGCCUGGGGGAGAUGGUCAGCAGCCCUGACCAACCAAAACCAGUGAGAGUUUACUGGAAGGAUACUGGGGCUCCUGGAUUAGCAGGAAGCUGGAGAACCAAGAGAUUGGGAACGGGGGCAGGUCCGGGGGUCUGGUGAACAGGAACAGAACAAGAACCUCCAAGGGGAAGUGUUGGGUCUGAGUCAUGCUGGGGGUAUUAGCUCCAACCAGCCCCUGAGUCCUAGCCCUCCUCCUCGAGGCUCAGACCCCAGGGCAGGCCAUGGGGGCUGCUGGGCAAGGGCAGGCCCCCACACCUGUGCCCCUUGGCCUUCACAGCGUGAUGCUGGGAGGGGGUGAGGCCGGGAAGCCAGACAAGGCUCCAGGCCUGAGUGCCCGCUGCAGCCGUGGACAAGGCCGGCGAUGCCACCCACACAACCCCCGGGCUGCAGACAUGCUGGCAUGGUACAGAGGCCCCGGGUUUUAGCGGACCUGCAGGCCAAAGCGACCUUCCUCCCUCAUUUAUCCACAGCUAUGAACUGAGCACCUUCUGCAGCCGGAGCUGGGGAAUCAGAAGCCAACAGGCCACCUGCAGCUCCUGUUGUCCCCGAAUUUAUAGUGUGUGGAGCAGAGACAAUAAAUAAACCCAGAAGAAAAUGCGGAUUAAGCUCAAAGCCUGGAGGAAAGAGACGGGGGUGGGGUAUAGACUGGGGUUUGAGGAGGGCUGCUUGGAGGAGGCAGAGGCCACAAGCUGCCCAGGGAGAAGCAGGCUCCGAGCUGGUGCCGGAAGAGCCACAGGGCCAGGGGGCUGGAUUUUAUCCUCUGUGCUAUGAUGACUCCGGAGACUUUUAAGCAGGGGUGCAUCAGAUUUAUGCCCACUGUGUGGCCGAGGACAGAGGGAGCCAACGGUGGCUGGGCCGCAUUGAAGACGGUCAGGGACGGGCUGGUGGCGGGUGUGUCUUCCGUGGGUUGAGGGGUUGCCCUGCACCUGGGAGGCUUCUCGGGGGGGUCUGCAGGUUGUUGUCUGUCCCUUGGUCCUUGCUGAGCCUUGGUCCUGUGGUUGGUGUGGGCGUCUGUCCCUCGGUCCUUGCUGAGCCCGGCGGUCCUGUGGUUGGUGUGGGCAUCUGUCCUGCCCCCACACUUUUCCUUGGAGCUCUGGCCUUGGAGUGGGGUGGGGAGGACUUGGCACUCCUUUGGCCUUUCUGUCCCCCAACCCGAGAGGUGCGUUUGGGGGAAGAUUUCGUAGGUAUUUGUAGCUCGUAUAGAUGCGUUUUAAACAACGAGGUCUAAUUUGCACGUAGCAGAACUCACUUUUUACUGUCAGCUCUGCAAGUUUAUAGACAGACGCAGGCCCUGCCACGGCUGGGCAUCUUCCCGUUCCUGGGGACUGGCCUAUUCUGGAAGGUUCUAGAAAGGAAUCCCCAUCUGCAGUCUUCCUGAAAAGGCCUCUCUCACUCAGGAAUGCAUCUGGGAUUUGUCUAAGCAUGUUACCUGAGUGGAUGGUUUGUUCUUUCCAUGCCCUCCUGCCACGGAGGACCUGUCAUCCUGGUAGCCGCGGGAGACACUUGGUGGCUUCUGCUUUUUGGUGGUGGUGCGUAGAGCCCUCCAAACACCCACGAGCAAGGGUUUGCCAAAGUUUUCAUUUUUCUCGUGUAAACACCGAGGUGUGUGAUCGUCAUAUUGUCCGGGAAAUGAGUGUGUCCCUUUCUGAGAAUUGGCCACACGCUGGCGUCCCGGCAGCGAGUCCUUGCUGGAUGGCGACUGGCCGCUCCCAGAGCUGCGGCGUGUCUCAGAGCAGCUUCGCCUUACGUGUCCCCUGACUCACGGACGCAAGUUCACGUGUUUAUUUUCCAUCUGGACGUCGUCUUGGGUGAAGUGGCUUUUCAAAUCUGUUGCCUGUUUUUUUUUUUUUUUUUAACUUGGGUUGCUUAUUUUUCUUAUCAUUGCAUCUUGAGAGUUCUUUACAGAUUCAGGAUUUAAGUCUUUUAUCAGAUGCGUGUUCUGUACAUAUUUUCAAGUCCCAGUAACUCUGGGACCUGGCCAGAGCUGGGAUCCCCUGAAACCCAGAGCAGGCAGCACUCAGAAGCCCUCUGCUUCUCCCCUCCUUCCCUGCUGGGGGACGUGGGUCUUUCUCUGGAGCACUUAGCAGUGCACGCCCCUGAUCAGAGGCCACCAGGUGGUCCUCCAGUGGAGUCUCUGUUGCUCUGUCUGUGUGCACACGAGAGGUCACUCGGGAGGCCUUGCCAGUGACCCCCACCAGCCCGGGGCGCCUCCCUGGCGACACUCGGGGCUGCGCGCUUAUGCAACCGUUGAUAAGGUGGCUGUGACGCCAUAAUCCACCCCUAAGUGGCGGCUCAGCUCCGCCCUCCAGACGGGCCCGCUGGAGGCUCAGUUGGUGGCUGCGGAGGGGGCGGUGGGGUCCAGAGUGAGGGGCACCCCGGCCUCUGAUGUCCCCUCGGUCACAGCUGGGCUGGCCAGUGGUGACUCCACUCCUGUCGGGGGGGAGUGAGUGAGGACUUUGGGGGCCCAGACCCUGAGUAGGGGCCUGCUGGCUAGAGCACCCCCAAGCACUCUGGGCCCCCGGCCCCAGCAGUCUGGAGGUGGAUGGAGGCCAAGAUGAGGUCUCUGCUUGGUCCUAGGUGACUGGCUGGCAGGUCUGGAUCGGGAGAGGUGAGAGGUGAGAGCCUGCCUCUCUGGAGCCCUCCAGGAAAUGACCCCUGGGGCUGGUGGGGGACCUUGGGUGAUUGUGCGGGACAAUGGACAAAGAGGGCUGAAUUUCCAGAGCCACAUGCCUUCUGCUGCCCGACUGCUCCUCGGCGGAGCCCAGCUGGUGGGCUGGGCUAUAAAGCCUGGCCUCCUGGGGCUCGGAUUCAGGUGCCAGGGGCUGGAGAGCAGGCAUGGUGAUGAAGUGCGUCCAGCUGGGCCAGGUCCUGGUGCUGCUCUGGGUGUCCGUGGCUUGGGCUGAGGUCCUGGUGCAGCCCGAUUUUGAUGCUAAGAAGUUCUCAGGCCUCUGGUACGUGGCCUCCAUGGUCUCCGACUGCAAGGUCUUCCUGGGCAAGAAGGACCACCUGCUGAUGUCCACCAGGGCCAUCAAGGCCAUGGUGGGGGGCAACCUCAGUGUCCACAUGGAGUUCCCUCGGGCUGAUGGCUGUCACCAGGUGGAUGCUGAGUACCUGAGGGUGGGCUCUGAGGGCCACUUCAGAGUCCCAGCCCUGGGCUACCUGGACGUGCGCAUCGUGGACACAGACUAUAACUCCUUUGCCGUGGUCUUUAUCUACAAGGAGCUGGAGGGAGCGCUCAGCACCAUGGUGCAGCUCUACAGCCGGACCCAGGAAGCAAGUCCCCAAGCUGUGAAGAUCUUCCGGGACUUCUACCCCACCGUGGGGCUCCCGGACGACAUGAUGGUCAUGCUGCCCAAGUCAGAUAUGUGCUCCUCUGGGGACAAGGAGGCUCCCUGACACCUGCGGAGACCCACCUCGGCCCUUCCCAGGGUGAGCUGGACCAGCAGACCUUGUCGUCCCGAGUUGUCUGGACCCACCAUCCUCCUGGGUCACCCCCUUUUCUUCAUGCCCGGACCUCCCUCUUCCACUCAAUAAACAUAUUCUGCAGUCUAGAGGCCCCUCACUUCUUUGC